Colletotrichum lupini is the source of this 1599-nucleotide messenger RNA. RefSeq lists its product as uncharacterized. NCBI's taxonomy places the organism in Eukaryota, Fungi, Ascomycota, Sordariomycetes, Glomerellales, Glomerellaceae. The coding region runs from base 1 to 1599 and encodes 532 amino acids. The transcript has 9 exons. The record is from RefSeq and is a predicted model, not a curated record.
AUGGCUGUCUUUUAUUUCGCAGAGCUUGUAUGGGAUGAGAGCUCCUCUACAGCGACGGCAGUCGCUACACGAAGCAUCGACGCUGCCGCGAAACAGGCCUUUUUCAUGUCUACCAAAAGGCUUUCAAGGGCAGGGUUGAUUGUACAGAACGACAUUGUCCUGCCACUCAUGCACCACUCAAUGCUUCAAUUCAAACCGUUCCACAAUACGUUCGCUUUCUGCACGGGGCAUCGUGAGCGCCAACGGAUCAAACCUAGCUGUUGUCAUGCGGGCAACAUCGGUAGCCAACAAACAACAUCCUCUCGUGGCACUUGGUUCUCCCAUAAUGGUGGCGAGUGGAAAAUGCCGAGUCACUUAACCCCCCGGAACCGGCUGACGGUAUGCUUCUGGAAGUCUAGGCUCCGGCAACUCAUGCAAUGCACCGCCUCCGCUCCCCCAGUUGUUAACAAGAUAACUGCGACGAAUCCCAAGUCCGCCAAAUCCUCCUCUACGACGGAAUCCUCUGCAAGCUUGGCGGAGUUGAGAUUCGAACCGUGGAGAUGGCACAUUGGCGAUGGCUUCAUAAACAACAUGAGAGCCCCUCCGGUCACACCCCUCCCCGACGACCUGAACCUCCACGGCCAGACAGCGAUAGUCACAGGCGCAACAUCAGGCAUCGGCCUCGCACUAGCCCGCCAACUCCUCUCCCUCGGCGCAUCCCCCGUCAUCCUCGCCGUCCGCGACGUGCCCAAGGGCGAAGCAGUACGACAAACACUCCUCUCCGACCCAACCGUCCUCUCCCGCCACCAGAACCCCGUCGUGGAGGUGAUGAAGCUCGACGCAGAAGACUACGCCAGCGUCAAGCCUUUCACGGAAGCAUUCAAGGCGAAGUACACGCAUCUCCACAUCGCAAUGCUCAACGCCGGCGUGCCGGGUCUACGACGCCGCGUGGCGCCUACGGGCCACGAAGCGACCGUACAGGUGAAUUAUCUCUCCAACGUGCUGCUUACGCUCGAGUUACUCCCCGUGUUGGAGGCUACGGCGCGCAAGACCGGGAGGGCUGGAAGGAUUGCUUGGACGGGGAGCCGGAUGGUUGAGAAGACGAGUCUGGCGGGGAAGGCGACGGUUCGAGAGGGGGGAUUUGUUCUCGGGCACCUUGAUGAUGAGGCGAAUUUCGUUGGUAUGGCGCGGUAUGCGGAUAGUAAGCUGCUCGGAUUCUUGUUUCUGCGGGAGCUAGCGAGGCAUUAUAGUGCUGGUACUGCUGAAGAAGAAGGGAAACGGCAGCUGCAGCGGGUUAUCGUCAACGCCUUUUGUCCCGGGAUGGUGGAUACGAAUAUGAGCAAUGUCCUUCCGCAGCCGUUCCGCCUCAUCGCUGACGCCGUGAAGGCUGUGAGGGCGAGGAGGCCGGAGGUGGCUGGGUGGGUUGGGCUUCAUGCUGUUGCUGUCGCGGGCGGAGAGACGCAUGGAAAGACGUUGGGGGAUAAAGAGAUUUGGGAGCCAGAGGGCUUCGCUAUUUCGGAUGAGAGUUGGAGGUUGCAGAAGAUGUUAUGGGAUGAGACUGUUGAUGAGAUGAAGAGGUUGACGAGUGUUCCUGGGUGGAUGGGCAAGGUUGGGAAUUGA